AUGUCCCAAACUACUCCAAAAACUCCUCGUCGCCUCACGAGCGCGCCAUCUACCGCUUCCGCCACCGACGCUGGUGACACCAGCGACAACCAAUUCACUACUCCAAAGGCAAAGGGAUCCCUCAAACGAAACCACGACACAGUCGAAGCAUCCGACACGAUCUACAGCAUCGACAAGCGCUUCGUCGUAUCUCGUCAACACGGCUACCCUCCCUCUCAAAUCCACGGAUGGGGUGCCCUCCUUUGUGACGGUCCCCCGAGCGACGAUUACUAUGUCCCAGAACCUCUGCCACCCAAGAAGCGACGACGCACCGAACCCCGCCCCGUCGUCAGCAAACCUGCACCCACGCUGAAUGGCGAUUCGUCUUGGUCCGAUUUCGAUUUUAGUAGCGAUGGAUUUGGGGACUGGCGCUCUUCCGAUGACCGAAUUGAUGAGGAGGAAGAGGAAGAAGAGGAGAAGGAAGAGGAGGAAGUGGACGAGAAAGAUCUUCCUUGGUACAAGAGAGAGCGAUUGGAAAGGGUCGACGCCAUGAUCAAGAAAAGCGACGAGUACGCCGAGCAGGAGGAUGCCGAAGAAGAACUCGAGAGGGCCGCAAACCGCGGCAAAGCCGACCCCAUUGACGCGGUCGAUAAUGCCACUGAGGAGGCGGAGGUGGUGGAGGACGGCGCUUUGACCGAUGCUGGCAAUGGAGGAAUUGUCCUUGCCGAACCUGAAGCCACUGACAAUGAAGACGACGACGCUCCCGAAGAGGCGUAG
Molecule: messenger RNA, 756 nt
Organism: Coprinopsis cinerea okayama7#130
Lineage: Eukaryota; Fungi; Basidiomycota; Agaricomycetes; Agaricales; Psathyrellaceae
Exons: 1
Coding region: 1-756 (251 amino acids)
Source: RefSeq, a predicted model, not a curated record